Hydra vulgaris (swiftwater hydra) is the source of this 863-nucleotide messenger RNA. Its product is annotated as metalloproteinase inhibitor 3. Lineage: Eukaryota; Metazoa; Cnidaria; Hydrozoa; Anthoathecata; Hydridae. Gene Ontology annotation, cellular component: extracellular matrix. The record is from RefSeq and is a predicted model, not a curated record. Gene Ontology annotation, molecular function: metalloendopeptidase inhibitor activity; protease binding. Gene Ontology annotation, biological process: negative regulation of membrane protein ectodomain proteolysis; negative regulation of endopeptidase activity.
AUUCGUUAUCAAUUGGACUAUACACUGAAAAAAUCACUCUACCCUGGAAAGAGGAUAGUUGAAAGCAAAGAAGAUAGUUGAAAGCAAUAAGAAUAGUUGAAAAAAUGACUCUAUCUUUUUCUUGCUUAGUUUUACUUUUAGCCAGUUAUAAUAUAAAAGUUAUUUUGGGUUGUAUGUGUAUGCCAGUUCAUCCACAAAGCGCUUUGUGUAAAGCAGAGUACAUUAUUAAGGCCAGGGUUCUUUCGAACAAAAUUAUAAAGGUCAAUAAUACAGAUGAAAACUUUCUAAACUUGGGCAUUCCUUUGCCUCAUCAUACUGUUUAUAAGAUUCUGAUUAACUCUGUGUUGAAAAAUGCAAAUCCGUCUUAUCGAUUUAAUUUGCAACAAAUUCAUUCGCUUCAUAUACCUGCAGCAGAAAGCAAUUGUGGAAUUCAACUUGAGAUUGGAAAACUUUAUUUGCUGACUGGAAAAUUUGAACAUUCUAAACUUCAAAUGACCAAUUGUGAUUUUCAUUUGAAAUGGCACCAGUUAACUAUUGAUAUGAUUGAUGGCAUUAACGGAAAGUAUGAUUGCAGUUGCCAGAUUGCAACGUGUAUGGAUGGCUAUUGCGAUAAUAAAAAUGCUUGCAAAUGGAACCUCUCUUGGGACAAAUCUUUUGAAGAUUGUGCGUAUAAACAUUUAAACUGUGAAAGGUCUAAUAGAAAGGUUUGUCAAUGGAAUCAAAAAUCGUCUUAUAAACAAUGUCUUUUAGCCGAAAAACUAUUCAACGAUGUUUAGAAACUUACAAAGAAAAAGUGUGUACAACUAGGAUACGUCCUAGAAAAAAAUGUUUAAGUUAUUAUUAAUACUAUUCAAAAUUACUGA